UUGGCUGUCGGAUACUGACGCGAGGCCUCCGGGACUGUGUUGGGGGGAGCUAACUGCGGGUUAGGGUGGGGUGCUGGGUGCAGGAGCUGCCAGACCGGAGCGCUCAGAAACAUGCUGAAGGCUCAGCGACAGCAGCUACAGCAGCAGCCUGAAAGAGGAGGGAGGCAGCAGCAGCAGGCGCGGCUCCCGCGGAGAAGGCACCCGGCGCCGAUGUCCCCGGCUCCGCGCUGCUGCAGACUGCAGUCUUGACCUGGCCCUGACCCCGACCUCUUUCGCCGUCCUCUCCUCUCCCGAGGUUCUGCGGGCUCCUCAAACGACGGCUCUACUCCGUCCCCACCCCACGUCUUCAGUUACUUCCUCCUCACGAUGGGAGAUGGGGCGCUUGCCUUAGGCUACGAGCCCUACAACCUGUCAUCUCCUUCUCCGGCCCCCGACGGGGCGGGCGGAGAGGCAGAGGCCGCGGCAGUGGCGGCAACUGCCGCAGCCGCCACGGCCGCCCGGCUGCUGGUGCCCGUCUCCCCCUCCUCUUCUCUGCUGACCUCGACGACGGCAGCGCCCGUGGCCCUUUCCCAGCAGUGGACGGCCGGCAUGGGCAUGCUCAUGGCCCUCAUCGUGCUGCUCAUCGUGGCGGGCAACGUCCUGGUGAUCGUGGCCAUAGCCAAGACGCAGCGUCUGCAGACGCUCACCAACCUCUUCAUCAUCUCGCUGGCCAGCGCCGACCUGGUGAUGGGGCUGCUGGUGGUGCCCUUUGGGGCUACUAUCGUGGUGUGGGGCGACUGGGAGUACGGCUCCUUCUUCUGCGAGUUCUGGACGUCGGUGGACGUUCUGUGUGUCACCGCCAGCAUCGAGACUCUGUGUGUCAUCGCCCUGGACCGUUACAUCGCCAUCACGUCCCCGUUCCGCUACCAGAGCCUGCUGACUCGGGCGCGGGCGCGGGCGCUCGUGUGCACCGUGUGGGCCAUCUCGGCGCUCGUGUCCUUCUUGCCCAUCCUCAUGCACUGGUGGCGGGCGGACGGCGACGAAGCGCGGCACUGCUACAACGACCCCAAGUGCUGCGAUUUCGUCACCAACCGAGCCUACGCCAUCGCCUCCUCCGUGGUCUCCUUCUACGUGCCGCUGUCCAUCAUGGCCUUCGUCUACCUGCGCGUCUUUCGCGAGGCCCAGAAGCAGGUGAAGAAGAUCGACCGCUGCGAGCGGCGCUUCUACAGCGGCCCGCGCCCGCCGCCCUCGCCCUCGCCCCCGCCGCUGCCGCGCUCCCAGGCGCUCCACCAGCCGCCCCCCGCGCCCGCGCUGCCGCCGUCGCGCGCCGCGCUCGCCAACGGGCGCCCCAGCAAGAGGCGGCCGUCGCGCCUUGUGGCCCUCAAGGAGCAGAAGGCGCUCAAGACGCUGGGCAUCAUCAUGGGCGUUUUCACCCUCUGCUGGCUGCCCUUCUUCCUGGCCAACGUCGUGAAGGUCUUCCACCGGGACCUGGUGCCCAACUGGCUGUUUGUCUUCUUCAACUGGCUGGGCUACGCCAACUCGGCCUUCAAUCCCAUCAUCUACUGCCGCAGCCCGGACUUCCGCAAAGCUUUCAAGCGGCUCCUGUGCUGCCCGCGGCGGGCGGAGCGGCGGCUCCACGCCAGCGCCGGGGAGCUGUCGCGCGGGGGCUCCGGGGCGGCCGCGGCCGCAGGCUGCGGCAGCUCCGCCACUGGCUGUGCCACCCCGUCCCCUGCCACCGCCUAUACGGAGCAGGGCGAGCUGCUUCCCUCGUCGCCUCACUACCUGGAGCCCUGGGCCGGCUGCAACGGCGGGGCGACCGGGGACAGUGACUCCAGCCUGGAAGACAGGGACAGCAAAGAUUCGUAUUCGGAAUCCAAGGGAAGAGAGGAUCUGUGUUUACUCAAGACCGAAAGCGGGUGAUAGUGUAUCCUUCGUCCCUCGUCCGAAUCAUCCACGUCAAACAGAAAAGCAACUCGGCAGUUGAACAGAAGGAAAGUUGAGGGCGGGGGGAGUAGUUGGAGUUUUGGAGUUUUCUUCUUGACUUCUGGGAGCAAGUGGGGAACGAUACCUGGUUCAUCUUUUCCAAUCUAAUUCUGCUCCUUCCUGACAAAGAUCGUGAAAGUGUUAGUUGGGUAGAUAAGUAGGACGGAGGAAAUAAAUACAGGAUUUAGGAGGAAAAGGAAAACCUUCAACUUGGUUUCCAAGCAUUAGCCAUGCUCAUCCUAUUCUUAGGAACUGGACCAGUCAACCAAAAAGUAAAAGAAAAUGAUUGUGUGGACAGUUUGAUAGGAGGUUUUUUUGGUUCCAUGAAAAGUUUUUUUGUCAUCAUUAUUUCAAAGUCUGAACGAUGACAUCUUUAAACAAAGCAGAGGGGAAAGGAUGCAAAAAAAAAAAAAAAAAAAAAAAAAAAAAAAA
Sarcophilus harrisii (Tasmanian devil) is the source of this 2394-nucleotide messenger RNA. RefSeq names its product adrenoceptor beta 1 (gene ADRB1). The transcript is spliced from 2 exons. Bases 367 to 1899 code for a protein of 510 amino acids. The record is from RefSeq and is a predicted model, not a curated record. Gene Ontology annotation, molecular function: beta1-adrenergic receptor activity. Gene Ontology annotation, biological process: positive regulation of heart rate by epinephrine-norepinephrine; norepinephrine-epinephrine-mediated vasodilation involved in regulation of systemic arterial blood pressure; adenylate cyclase-activating adrenergic receptor signaling pathway. Gene Ontology annotation, cellular component: membrane. Lineage: Eukaryota; Metazoa; Chordata; Mammalia; Dasyuromorphia; Dasyuridae.